Molecule: messenger RNA, 2030 nt
Organism: Chlamydomonas reinhardtii
Lineage: Eukaryota; Viridiplantae; Chlorophyta; Chlorophyceae; Chlamydomonadales; Chlamydomonadaceae
Exons: 2
Coding region: 788-1048 (86 amino acids)
Source: RefSeq, a predicted model, not a curated record
CAAAAUGGACCUUUGAAAACGACCCUGGGUCACAUGCAGUACUAUCGCGAAUAGCCGCCGAGGAGAACCGGGCUCAAUGGCAUCGGGUAGGCCCUGUUACACAGACCGCCAAAGUCGCGCCCGUUUGGCGACCUCGCCACCGGAGCGCGAUUUCAUUGUUUUGCCAUACUUCCUCAAUAGCGCGAUUUGUGAGCCGCGAACUCGUGCAGACCGAAGCCCGUCUUCAACAGUUUUCCGCAGUUCCCUUGCGUGCCCGUUAUAAGUGCGGGGAAAGCAAAUCAUUUACAGGCGGUGCCCAUUGCGAGCAAAUAAGGAAGCGAGCGUUUUCGUGAGGUUCUGGAUUUAGCUUCCGUUUUUGUCGUAAGUUUGCUACGCAAUGCACUUGUGGGUUUGUCUUAUUAGCCUUUAAAUUGUGACAAUUCAAAAUUUUGAAAAACCUUGCAACCGGUCGGACUCGGGCCGCGACCGCACGAAAUCCCUGCCGACUCAUGCCGACUCAGCCUACACACAUUAACACCCCAUUAUUGCUCUGUAACAUACGUUAUGCCUUUGGGUGGGGCUCAGAGCGUUCCGCGCCGGACAUGCAGCGGUUGAUUGGCUAACAAAGUCGUGCUCACCAGGACUGAGCAUCUGCACCCGAAAGCUUGCUGCAUGGUGUCAUAUGAAUGGCUGCUUCUGAUUCGGGCCUGUUCAGAGCCCUCCUGAGAUGCCCGCCGUGGGAGAUGCCCUAGGACGCCCCUACAUGCCGUGUGACAGUUCUGAUGUUCUUUUCCGUGGCCUAGCCGCCAUGUCUCUACAUCGGGCCCUAGAACACAGCCUGUGCAAGAGUGUGAAGAGUGUGAGCCGGCGCGAGACCCCACCCACAUCCCACCGAGACCCAAGCCGAGACCCCACAUCCGCACCUGUCUUGCGACCCUUUGCGACCAAGUUCCCCACGUGCCUUGCCCCGCCGACCGAAAAGCAGCACACCCAGACCGAGAUCUUUUCAAGGGAUGGGCUGCUCGAACAAGAAAAGGUGGCUUUCCCUCGCAAGGGAAAAGUGGGCUGAGCCCACGCCACGUCCUCCGUCUGAGGCCGAAGGUUUCGAUACUAGCCUCAUCUGUGUGUGGCUGGUGUUGCACAGGGUGUUGCACAGGAUGUACGUGUGUGUGGUAUUGCACAGGGGGAGGAGGAAGGGGUGGGAGGUGCGAAGCGGGAUGGGGAAGAGUUGCAGUCAGUGCAUGCAUGGGCGGCAGCGAGUUGACAACUCAUCAACAAGUCAACAUCACCUGCAUGAGAGACGGGGCCAGUAGGCAUAUCAGGCAGGAUAGGGCACUGGCUGCACUGCUCACUUGUUCUUGACGUUGUAAUUGUUCUCUUUGAGCGAGGCUGGUGAUGAGGCUGGUGGUGAAGGCGCCGCGGUAGGCGAGUUUGUUGUCCACAGCCUACAGGGGGCGGUGGGGUGGGGUGCGUGCGUGUGGGUGAAUGGCAGUGGACCGCUGCAUAAUGUGGAGGUACCUGCACAGCCGGCACACAACGAGCCGCUGGCCCAUUGGGAGGCGUGGGAGGGUGGGAAACACCGUGGCGGCCCCUAACCUACCGGAGGGUGGGAAACACCCUGGCGGCCCCGGAAAGGAGAGCGGGUUUUCACAGGGGCUCAUUGGCGGGGGCAUGUGCGGGCGGGGUGGGGGUGGGAGUGGCUGGGGUGGGGCGCAGUUGGGGAGUUUUGGGGAGUUUCGUGGACUGGGGUCGACAAGGCUAAGCAUGGCAAGGCUGUGUUCCGGUAUGCGGGGGGUUAAGGCUAAGGCUAAGGAUCGCAAGGCUAAGGCUAAGGACAACAAGGUUGAGGUUUUGAUAUGUGGGAUGGGAACAAGUGGUUGUAUCGGCCAGAGUUGGGUGGGGUUCAAGUUCUGGCAAGGGUGUCGCGCCUUUACGCGUGACUUGCGGUAUUCAAUGUGCCUGGCGGCAUGUACGAUGUGGAAAGAAGUAAGGCAGUGCUAGUGCUUGGCUGGUGAUAUGCUUGGCAGGCUGCUGUCCCGGGUCGCUAGGUU